AUGCCACCCAUGGCGAGCUCUAUACACCCCGACUUUCGGGACGAUGUCACCGCAGCGCAAGCUCGUGCGGCAGACGAGAAAACGGAAUGCCUAUUCUUCGAACAACAGCUUGCGAAAAGAGCUGGAGAUAUGGACCGCUAUAUGCAGCUUGCCCAAGAGAUGUUACAAACUCGACUAGGCGUUUACAAAUCUGACUCGAUGCCAGUUGGCGAUGCCUGGUAG
Alternaria arborescens is the source of this 222-nucleotide messenger RNA. RefSeq lists its product as hypothetical. Lineage: Eukaryota; Fungi; Ascomycota; Dothideomycetes; Pleosporales; Pleosporaceae. The record is from RefSeq and is a predicted model, not a curated record. The coding region runs from base 1 to 222 and encodes 73 amino acids. The transcript has a single exon.